This is a messenger RNA of Trifolium pratense (red clover), 2476 nucleotides long. RefSeq names its product CO(2)-response secreted protease-like. The transcript has 9 exons. Gene Ontology annotation, biological process: proteolysis. The record is from RefSeq and is a predicted model, not a curated record. Bases 69 to 2384 code for a protein of 771 amino acids. Lineage: Eukaryota; Viridiplantae; Streptophyta; Magnoliopsida; Fabales; Fabaceae. Gene Ontology annotation, molecular function: serine-type endopeptidase activity.
AUAGGCAGGGGUGCUAACAAGCAUACUCCUCAUAAGCUAAUAAGUUCAAUUCAACAAAAAUACUAAACAUGAAAGUAUAUAAAUUUUUAUUAAUACUAUCAUUUGAAUUUCUCUUCAUUUUUCUUGGAGAGUCAAGAUCAUCCUUAGCUGAUCAUAUCACUCAAUCAGAGAAUGAUAAUCAAGUUUAUAUUGUGUAUAUGGGAGCUGCUGAUUCAACUAGUGGUUCCCUUCGCAAAGAUCAUGCUUAUGUUUUAAACACAGUGUUAAGAAGGAACAAAAAGGCUCUAGUACACAACUACAAAUAUGGAUUCUCAGGCUUCGCAGCCUAUUUAUCGAAAGACGAAGCAAACUCAAUCGCGCGCCAACCUGGAGUUGUAUCCGUGUUCCCGAAUCCGAUUCUGAAACUUCACACAACACGUUCUUGGGAUUUUCUGAAGUUGCAAACUCAUGUUAAAAUUGAUAGCACGUUCGCUAAUUCUUCUUCCUCAUCGAACGUCGUAAUUGGCUUGUUAGACUCAGGUAUAUGGCCAGAAGCAGAAAGUUUUUCAGACAAUGGAAUGGAUCCUAUUCCAUCUGGUUGGAAAGGGACUUGCAUGACUUCAUCUGACUUCAACACAUCCAAUUGUAAUAGGAAGAUAAUAGGAGCAAGAUAUUACCUUGACGUUGGUGCAAAUGAUGACGGGACAAAUACCGUAAGAGAUGGACUUGGACAUGGAACACACACAGCGUCGACAGCGGCAGGGAGUGUCGUGAGUGGGGCGUCAUACUACGGUCUUGCGACCGGAGAAGCAAAAGGUGGCUCUCCUGAAUCGAGGUUGGCGAUUUACAAAGUGUGCUCUCAUGGAUGUUCUGGCGCUAGCAUUCUUGCAGCGUUUGACGAUGCAAUUUCCGAUGGAGUUGAUGUCCUUUCACUCUCCCUUGGUGGGUUUGCUACUCCCGAACCUGACUUGACAACAGACGUAAUUGCAAUUGGAGCUUUCCAUGCCGUGGAGCGAGGCAUCAUAGUGGUUUGCUCCGCUGGAAAUGAGGGACCCGAGAAGAGUACAGUUGUUAACGACGCUCCUUGGAUAUUAACUGUUGGUGCCACCACCGUUGACCGCAGUCUUCAAUCCAACAUCCUCUUGGGUAAUAACAAAGUUGUCGUGGGUCAUGGUAUGCAUUUCUCUCCUCUUUCAAAAUCUCCUGAUUAUCCAUUUAUAACCGGAGAGUCUGCCAAAGCAGCUAAGGCUGACUCAGCAGAAGCAAGACAAUGUCAUUCAAAUUCAUUGGAUAAGAAAAAAGUCAAUGGAAGCAUUGUCAUUUGUGAUGGCAUAAAUGAGACUGAUUAUUCAACCUUUGACAAAAUUUCUAUUAUAAAAGAAUUGGGUGGAUUAGGUCUUGUUCAUAUUACUGACCAAGAAGGAGGAGUGGACGAUAAUUAUGAAGACUUCCCAGCAACAAUUGUAAGACCAAAAGAUGAUGCCCCAAUCCUCCAAUAUGUCAAUUCAACAAGCAAUCCAAAGGCAACAAUUCUACCAACAAUUACGGUAUUAGAUUAUAAGCCUGCACCUAUGGUGGCAAUCUUUUCAAGUAGAGGGCCUUCAUCACUUUCAAAGAAUAUUCUCAAGCCUGAUAUUGCAGCACCAGGUGCUGCCAUUCUCGCAGCAUGGACCGGCACGCUUGAUGAUGAAAGUUUUGUUCCAAAAGGUGAAAAGCUCUCGCCGUAUAACAUUAUAUCAGGAACUUCCAUGUCAUGCCCCCAUGUUUCAGGCCUUGCAGGCAGCAUUAAAUCUAGAAAUCCAACUUGGAGUCCUUCUGCAAUCAAAUCAGCUAUCAUGACCUCUGCAACUCAAAUUGACAAUACGAAGGCUCCCAUUACGACGGAUUUAGGAUCCGUUGCCACACCUUAUGACUAUGGAGCAGGGGAAAUAACAGUAACUGAAUCAUUCCAACCAGGGCUAGUUUAUGAAACCACCACUAUUGACUACUUGAACUACUUGUGUUACAUUGGACUCAACACAACCACAAUUAAGAUUAUCUCUACAACUGUUCCGAAAAAUUUCAGCUGCCCCAAGGACUCUACUCCUGAUCAUAUUUCCAAUAUCAAUUAUCCUUCCAUAGCAAUUUCCAAAUUCACUGGUAAAGAAAUUGUGAAUGUGAGUAGAACUGUUACAAAUAUCGGUGAAGAGGAUGAAACAGUCUACUCUGCUAUCGUCGAUGCUCCCAACGGAGUGAAAGUUCAGUUGAUUCCAGAGAAACUUCAAUUCACAAAAAGUAGUAAAACAGUAAGUUACCAAGUUGUUUUCUCAUCCACUUUAACCUCAUUGAAGGAAGAUCUGUUUGGAUCGAUAACUUGGAGUAAUGGUAAACAUAGCGUUCGAAGUCCUUUUGUAUUAACUGUGUAGCUAAGUGAAAAGAAAUGUAAAUAAAUACAAGCUGAGUUCUUGUAGAUGUGUACUCUUGAGAAACGUAAAUAAUUACAAGCUAUGUUCUUAAA